Molecule: messenger RNA, 1911 nt
Organism: Scheffersomyces stipitis CBS 6054
Lineage: Eukaryota; Fungi; Ascomycota; Pichiomycetes; Serinales; Debaryomycetaceae
Gene: SKO1
Product: Sko1p
Exons: 2
Coding region: 1-1911 (636 amino acids)
Biological process (GO): regulation of transcription by RNA polymerase II
Molecular function (GO): RNA polymerase II cis-regulatory region sequence-specific DNA binding; DNA-binding transcription factor activity, RNA polymerase II-specific
Source: RefSeq, a predicted model, not a curated record
AUGACAAACGAACAACAGAAGACUACUUUUGAUUUAGAGCCCAAUCCUUUUGAACGCUCGUUCGCCUCCAAGGACUCGCUGGUACUGAACGCUUCACUGGUUCUGGAACAUCAUAACAGAGACUCCGAGAACUCAUCAGCCACUUCGUCUACCAAGUCCUCUAACAAACACAACCUCCACAUCCCCAAUCUUUCCACACUCAACGGUGCCAACAACAACAUUAAUAACAACAUCAACAUCAACAGCAACAAUAAUAGUAUCAAUAAUAGUAGUAAUAGUACCAGUAACAAACUUCCGGGAAUCACUCCUCCCCUUUUUACACCCGGUGGAAGAAGAUUACAUCCUUUGGGACUUUCUCCUCCUGUCCCCGGAUCUAAUGGUGCUGCUGUCACAGCUAACGGAACGGCCUUGCUGAAUCCUGGCACUCCAGGUUCUAACUUAUGGAACAGUUUGUUGAGUGCUACCAACAACCACAAUAAUAAUGGUUCCAACGUCAAUACUGCCAAUGUUGCUACUAACGGUGCCAAUGCCAAUGUGAUAGCUGCAGGCAAUGGUCCCAAUUCUCAAGCCAAUUUCAACCAGUUUGUGAAUACUCUCAGAAAGACUGGAUUGACUCCUAACGAGUCGAAUUUGCGUUCUGGCUUGACGCCUGGAAUUCUCUCCCAUCAGUUUUCAUUUGGAGCACAGGUUCCGGGCUUGACUACUCCUAGCGCCUUGCUUAAUAGUCCUAUGACUCCUGGUUUGUCUUCCUUGUUGGGCUUGACGUCUAACAAUUCUGCCAAUAACGUCGCUACCAUUAACUCGUUACAGCCAACACAUCAACAGACAUACGAUACCCUUCCCCUGAUCCCGCAAGAACCUUCUGAAAGUUUGCCUACUUCAGAACCCCUUAGACAGCCAAUGGCUGCUCCAGUUGUGAAACAGGAAAUUAAGAAACAAGAAACGAGUAAACGUAGUCAAAGCAAGAAGAGAAAGGCAGAUACCGCAGAUUCUAGUAAGGGAAAGAGGCAAAAGGCAGAUUCCGCUGCAGCUAAGAAGGCUGCCGCCACCAGAGCCAACCUGGAAUCCGAUUCGGACAAAGAGUCCUCUCCACCUAGAAACUCGAACAAUCCCAAAUCUGAAGACGAGAAAAGAAAGAGCUUUCUCGAGAGAAACAGAGUGGCUGCGUCUAAGUGUAGAUUACGUAAAAAGCAAUUGGUUCAGAAGAUGGAGGACGAAUUGGCGUUUUAUUCUACAGGCUACAGAGAGUUGUCUGCUGAAGUCAACCAAUUGCGCGAUCUGUUGAUUACACUCAAAAGUAUUAUAGAAAAUCACAAGGGCUGCGCUUUGUUGGCACAGAAUGUCGGAGGUUUUGAUCAGAUAGAGAGAAUAAUACAACAAGCCAACUACAUCGCUGAGAUGAGUAACAACAGUCUGAACGAUGUUACCUCUAUCCCACUGACUAUUCCAACAACUCUUCACAGCACAAAUUCCGUCAGUGCCAUUCCUGCUCGUGGAAAUGAUUCUCAGUUUCAGGCGAUGUCCAACACCUUAGUUACUAAGACCAUCGGCACUCCUAACAGCAACGAUGUUCAAGCCAACUCUAGCACGAAUACCACUACUGUGGUGACACCUGAAUUGGCAGGAGCUUAUUCUCAUGCCACUAUCAACCAUGCUCACGGCAUGUCAGACAUGCCACAAUCUAAUCCUGAUGGUCCUGUUGCUAUGAAUGGAGGCAAUGGUGAGUUGAGGGCCAUAAACAGCAUGUCAAACUUAUCCGCUUUGAACACAGGUGCUCAAGCUCAAAUGCAGCAACUUCCACAUCCUCAACAGGCCUUGCAGAACUAUAGUCUCCGUCCUGUUAGCAGCAUGGUUGAGUUACAACAAGCCAUGCAUGCACAUGGCAAUCUUGGAAGCGAGUUGAACGUAUAG